CAGAGUAGUCUCCCGAAAGAGCGGGGCAAACUGCUUCGUCUCUCUCUCUGCUCUGCUGUAUUAUUAUUUAUAGAGAUUCAGACAUACACUUGACACUAGAACCUUCUAAUAAAACACCAGAUACACACGUAGCGGGGAAGUGAAGGCAGUGGUGGCUGUGUGAGAUAGAGAGAGACUCACUCUUUCUUCUUCCCCAAACCCCUCAACAAGUUAUUUUUAGGGUUUAACUCCAAUGAUUCGCUCUAAUGGCGUCAGACUCGUUCGCUACUCUCUCUCUCGUAUACUCCUCCACGAUUCCCCAAUUGCCAUAUAUGAGUCGAUAUUGCGAGGGGGCUAUCGGACAUACGGCUCGGCGGUCACCAACCAACCUAGGGUUCUUGCAAGUUUUCAUUCUAGAAAUGCUAAUAGUAGAAGCUGGAUGCGGCUUGGAGUAUUGAAUUCUAAUUUUGGGGCCCCUGCAGCAAGAGCUAUUCAUGGCACUGCAUAUAUGGCGGCUGGAGAUUAUUAUGACACACUUGGUGUGAAUAAGAAUGCAACUGCAUCUGAAAUCAAGAAAGCUUAUUAUGGGCUUGCAAAGCAGUUGCAUCCAGAUACAAAUAAAGAUGAUCCUGAAGCUGAAAAGAAAUUUCAAGAAGUUCAAAAGGCAUAUGAGGUUUUGAAGGAUGAAGAAAAACGUGCACAGUAUGACCAGCUUGGCCAUGAAACUUAUGAAAGCAAUGUUAAUGGUGGUGGCAUGGGUGGUGGUCAAUGGGGCCCUGAUUUCAAUCCAUUUACUGACAUUUUCAAUACUGAUAAUAUCUUCAAUACUAUCUUUAAUAGGGGAAUGGGCGGCAAAGAUGUCAAGGUUUUGGUUGAACUAUCCUUUAUGGAAGCUGUUCAAGGAUGCACCAAAACUCUGACAUUCCAAUCUGAUCUGCCUUGUGAAGCUUGUGGUGGAGCUGGUGUUCCUCCUGGAACCAGACCAGAAACUUGCCAGACCUGUAGAGGCUCAGGCAUGAUAAACAAGGUAACUGGCCCAUUCAGGGUCCAGGUUACGUGUUAUUAUUGUCAUGGAACUGGGAAAAUUGUUAAGAACUUUUGCAAGUCUUGCAAUGGGGAGAAAAUAGUUAGAGGACCAAAGACGGUCAAGCUGGAUAUCAUGCCAGGAGUAGAUGAUAAUGAAACUAUGAAAGUGUAUAGGAGUGGUGGAGCAGAUCCUGAUGGCAAUCAACCUGGUGAUCUUUAUGCUACUAUCAAGGUCCGGGAAGAUCCUGUUUUUCGACGAGAAGGGCCAGACAUUCAUGUUGAUGCUGUACUGAGUAUCACUCAGGCAAUUUUAGGUGGAACCAUCCAGGUCCCAACUCUAAUGGGAGAUGUUGUUCUUAAGGUCCGCCCCGGCACCCAACCUGGUCAGAAGGUGGUUUUGAAGAAAAAAGGGAUAAAAACAAGGAACUCUUACUCGUUUGGGGAUCAAUAUGUGCACUUCAAUGUCAGCAUCCCAGCAAAUUUGAGUGCAAGACAGCGGGAACUAAUUGAAGAGUUUGCGAAAGAAGAGCAAGGUGAAUAUGAGAAGGAUAAGGGUACUGCUGCUGGAGCAUCGGUUUAAGUUCAAUGUGGAGGCUGGUUUGUGUCCCCAUUGUCAUCAUACUUAAAAGAAGGUGAAAGGAAGAUUACAUAUUUUUUGUUACACCCUAUUCCUUGAGCUUGGCAAUUUUGUCCCAGUAAUUUUAGGUUCAGCGUUUACUUUCUUUUUCUUUUCUUUUUUUAAAAAAAGAAAAAAGAAAAAAGAAAAAAAGGAUUUGUAAUAUUUUACUUUUUCUGAAAUUAUAAUUAAUCAUUGGUAUCAUGACCAGAUUAUAAGUAUUUCAUGAUACUCAUGUACAUAUAUCUCCUUACAGUAUUAUUUGUGAAAGUGAACCCACUAGAUGUUUCCAUUAUUAAGAUAUAAAUAUAAAGUUCAGCUUUGUCUUCUUGA
Messenger RNA from Camellia sinensis, 1954 nucleotides. RefSeq names its product chaperone protein dnaJ GFA2, mitochondrial. The record is from RefSeq and is a predicted model, not a curated record. Gene Ontology annotation, cellular component: cytoplasm. Lineage: Eukaryota; Viridiplantae; Streptophyta; Magnoliopsida; Ericales; Theaceae. Gene Ontology annotation, molecular function: heat shock protein binding; ATP binding. Gene Ontology annotation, biological process: protein refolding; response to heat.